This is a messenger RNA of Chlamydomonas reinhardtii, 3559 nucleotides long. RefSeq lists its product as uncharacterized. The transcript has 15 exons. Gene Ontology annotation, biological process: DNA replication initiation; DNA replication; double-strand break repair via break-induced replication. Lineage: Eukaryota; Viridiplantae; Chlorophyta; Chlorophyceae; Chlamydomonadales; Chlamydomonadaceae. Bases 222 to 2477 code for a protein of 751 amino acids. Gene Ontology annotation, cellular component: nucleus; MCM complex. The record is from RefSeq and is a predicted model, not a curated record. Gene Ontology annotation, molecular function: single-stranded DNA binding; ATP binding; 3'-5' DNA helicase activity.
AUUCAAAUUUAAGCACCUUGGGGUGUGGCAACGCGGUCAAUUAAGGCUUCAGCGGCAAUCGGCCGGGCCAUGGCGGGAAAUCGGGCUGCACAUCGCUGACAUGCCGCUGUAUCGGGGAGAUGCAUACAGUAUUGAGACACACACUCAUACGCACACUUGUUCUUACCUCCGUGACGCUCCUUACACCUCGCUUUACCAAAACGUAUUUGAGUUGACCAAAUAUGAGCGGCUUUGAUGGCGGUCGGGUGUAUGUGAGCUACCAGGGGCAAGAGGCGCCUCGGGACCCAAUUGAAGAUGGCCCCGGUCUGCCUGACCGCGACAUCGUGGAAGGCUUUAAGCAGUUCAUCCAAUCAUAUCAAAUUGGAACAACCAGGGAUGUGCAGGAGCGGCGACUCUACGCCGAUGACCUUUAUGAGCACCGCUCACACUUGCACGUGGACCUGAAGGAUGUGCGCGCCGCGGCGCCCAAGCUGGCGGACGCGCUGGAGGAGCGGCCGUCGGAUGUGCUGCCACUGUUUGAGGAGGCUGCCCGCAAGGUGCUUCAAGACAAAAUGGCCUCGGACGAGGACGGCAACCCCGCGGACGUGCCGGAGGUGCAGGUCCUGCUGUACAGCUCCAUCCCGCUGGCCCAGUCCGCCGCCAUGUCCAUCCGCGACCUGGAGUCCAGCCGUGUGUCCAAGCUGGUGCUGCUCACAGGCAUCAUCACGGCCUCGUCCAAGCCCAGGCACAAGGCCACCUACCUGACGGUGCAGUGCAAGACCUGCCGCGGCACCAAGCGCGUGGCCUGCAGCGACGGCAUGGGCGGCGCCUACGUGCCAAGCUACUGCGACCUGGCCAACAGGCGUGCGCCGGGCGCCGGCGGCGAGGACUGCGGCCAGAACCCCUACGUCAUCCUGCCCGAGCAGAGCGACUUCGUGGAUCAGCAGACGCUCAAGCUGCAGGAGAAGCCCGAGGACGUGCCCACCGGCGAGCUGCCGCGCACGGUGAUGCUGGUGGCAGACCGCCAGAACUGCGGCGUGGUGACGCCCGGCACACGUGUCACCAUUACCGGCAUCUACUCAACCUUCAGGGGCAAGGCCAUGGACAAGGGCGUGACCACCCUGCAGCAGCCCUACAUCCGGGUGGUGUCGGUCAUGCAGGAGGCGGGAGACGCCCACAGCCGCUUCAAGUUCACCAAGGAGGAGAUCCAGCAGUUUGAGCAGUUCGCCAAGCAGGACGGGCUGCACGAGGAGCUGUUCGCGCGCAUCGCGCCCAACAUCUACGGCAGCGACGACAUCAAGAAGGCCGUGGCCUGCCUGCUGUUUGGCGGCGCGCGUAAGCAACUGCCCGACGGCACGAACCGCCGCGGCGACAUCAACGUGCUGCUGCUGGGUGACCCCUCCACCGCCAAGUCGCAGUUCCUCAAGUACGUCUCCCGCGUGGCGCCCAUCGCGGUGUACACCAGCGGCAAGGGCUCGUCGGCGGCCGGUCUGACCGCCACCGUGGUGCAGGACGCCAACAGCCGCGAAUUCUACCUGGAGGGCGGUGCCAUGGUGCUGGCGGACAACGGCGUGGUGUGCAUCGAUGAGUUUGACAAGAUGAGGCCGGAGGACCGAGUGGCCAUCCACGAGGCCAUGGAGCAGCAGACCAUCUCCAUCGCCAAGGCCGGCAUCACCACCAUGCUGCGCAGCCGCACCUCGGUGCUGGCCGCCGCCAACCCGCCCUCGGGCCGCUACGACGACCUGAAGACGGCGCAGGAGAACAUCGACCUGCAGUCCACCAUUCUGUCGCGCUUCGACCUCAUCUUCAUCGUCAAGGACACUCGAGAGCACGACAUGGCCAUCGCCAAGCACGUGCUGGACAACCACCGCCUGGGCGCCGCAGCCGCGGCCAGCGCGGCCGGCGGCAAGGCCGGCGGCCACGGCGCCGGCGACGGCGACAAGGGCGGCGAGGCUGCUGACGUGGAGUUCCUGAAGCGCUACAUCCACUACUGCCGCAGCCAGUGCAGCCCGCGCCUGAACGAGGAGGCCAGCAAGCGCCUGGCGGCCUUCUACGUGGAGAUCCGCAACGAGGCCCGCACACAAGCCGACGCCAACGACUCGGACACGCCGCCGGUGCCCAUCACCGUGCGCCAGCUGGAGGCGGUGGUGCGCAUCAGCGAGUCGCUGGCCAAGAUGAGCCUGCAACCGGUGGCCACGCUGGAGCACGUCACGCGCGCCAUCGAGCUGUUCACAAAGUCCACCAUGGAUGCCGUCAAGUCCGGCCUCACGCAGGGCGAGAUGGGCGGCGAGCAGCAGCUGGGCCACGUGCGGCGGCUGGAGGAGCGCAUCAAGCGGCGGCUGCACAUCGGCGCCUUCAUGACCACCCGCCGCCUGCUGGACGAGAUGGUGGCGCUGGGCGAGCCCGAGAGCCUGGUGCACCGCGUACUGCUGGCGCUGGCGGCCGGCGGCGACAUCAACCUCACGCGCGAGCGCACCAUGGUCAGCCGCGUGCGGUAGCGUGGAGCCGUGGGAGCGCGAGCGGCGUGGCGUGGCGUGGUGUGCGUGCGGGGGAUGAAGGGGGCCUCGAUGGACUGGCGAGAGAGGGGGAUUGCUUGGUGUGCUGUGAGGUGGACGGGCGGGCGUGAUGGUGUUGAGGUGGGUGUUGAGGAGGGUGUGGUGGCGGGUAGGUGAGGAGGAGGGGAACCGAAGUAGCAGACGCAUGGGCGGCCUGCGCAAAGUGGGGCCUGCUCGAAUGCCGCGGAUUAGCAGGAAGUGCAGCAGUGGGGCGCGCCAACGCGCGCCCGCAGGCAAGCCGCAACCGGCGCCCACGAUAGCAGAUAUGUGUGCAUCCGUGGUGCAGGCGUUGCUGGAUGGAUGUGUCAAGCAAGCGCUUGACAACAACGCGCGCAGUGUAGAGGUGAUGAGGAGGCUGUUUGUACGGUGCGGAGGCCGAGCUAGGCCGAGCGUCCAGGCCGUGUUCACAAACAGUGCGGCUGCAUGGGAUGAGUGUGGCGGGGACGCCGGGACGGCCAGGUGGUAUCUCUGUGAAUGGCAAACGCGCAGCGGCCAUCGCCGUUAUUCGUAUGUUACAUGAUGUGCCAUUACUGGGCACCUCCGGUGAGUGGUCGGCGUCCAAGCCACAAGUCUCAAUGGCAAUGCUCGUCUCCGCCUGUUGCGGUGUUGCCCGAAUGCACACGUCAAGGAAGGGGUGAAUGCAACUCUGGUACGGCGCAAAGUCAUUCGCUCCGCGCCCAGUGAUUUGUCAGAUUCAGCACACAGCACUAGCGUCCGCGUCCGUUGACGGCCAGAAGCAUGUCAGGUUCUGUCAAGCCCGCCCGGUCAUCCAUACCAAGCAUCACUCAGACUAGUCAGUCAUCCGUUAUCAAAAUGGAAGCGGUCCUUGAGCUGUCAAACUCUGCCCCACGUCAAGUCACGUGAAGUCCACACAUCGUCAGUCCACGUCGUUAACUCGUCAUUGCACAUCUUCUUUACGUUUCGUCGUUUCUUAUCCCGCCAUCUGCACGUCCCCGCCGCCGCCCGCGCCGCCGCCGCCUUCCGCUUCCGUGACCACCUCCACCUGCAUCGCCGUCGUGCCGCCA